Scleropages formosus (Asian bonytongue) is the source of this 3650-nucleotide messenger RNA. Its product is annotated as F-box only protein 30-like. The transcript has 3 exons. Bases 295 to 2556 code for a protein of 753 amino acids. The record is from RefSeq and is a predicted model, not a curated record. Gene Ontology annotation, molecular function: protein binding; zinc ion binding; ubiquitin protein ligase activity. Lineage: Eukaryota; Metazoa; Chordata; Actinopteri; Osteoglossiformes; Osteoglossidae.
GGCCGCUCUGUUACUUUACCGUGGUAUCAGGGCCAGGCCAGGAGGAGUGGUGGGGAGGGGGGUCAUCACUGUGAUUUACUGCCUCUUCAGCCUGACUGGAGGAGGCAUCAGCCGAGCGGAUGCGUUUGUGGAUGGCAUUUUCGAAAAGGGCACCGAACAAACUGAGCGAAACGUUUCGCCCGCCCCGCGCUCUGGUACGGUGACAUCAUCACUCCCGGCACACGGUGGCUGUCGAACCCCCCCGUGUUUUUUAAUUAUUGCUGCAGGUAUUAAGACGGCGCUGUCAGUAAACUCAUGAGCACAUCUUACUUUUAUGGGAUAAUAAUUAUAAUUUUACUUCCUUCUUUCAGGGCGACGCUGAAUAUGGAAGCGGCCUGUGACCCCCAGAGGAAAGAGUGCGAUUUUCCCGCGACGGAGACGCGGCACCUGCACUGCGAGGCCUGUCUGAACCGGCGCUGCAUGGCGAGGCCCGAGGUGGGCGUGGCCUGCGAGCUCAUCGGCUGCCCGCUCGUGUGCGGAGCCGUGUUCCACGCGUGCAAGACGGACGAGCACCGCCUGCUGUGUCCGCUGGAGAGGACGCCAUGUCUGAACAGCGCCUUUGGCUGCCCCUUCACGGUGCCGCGGAACAAAGUGGCCGAGCACCUGGAGGUGUGUCCGGCCAGCGUCGUGUGCUGCACCAUGGAGUGGAACCGCUGGCCCGUGGGCUACGCUGACCGCGUCUCCUAUGAGAACUUGAGCAGGGACGUGGACCAGACUGAGCAGCUGGACAUGGCGCUGGCCCUGCAGGAUCAGCAGAUGCUUCUGGAGUCCCUCAAAGUGGCCACCAUGAUGCCGCACGGCAUUCGGGAGCAGCGGGGGGUGAGCGAGAAGGUGACGGCGGUACAGAGUUCGGCUCAGGAAAAGGUCACUAAUGGAACCGGCCAUUUGGGUGAGGACCUGGCCAACGGGUUUCUGUCCGAGGGGAGAACCGACGGUGACGGGGAGCUCCACGACGAUCCGCGCCUCAAGGCCCCGCAUUUGGAUUGUGUCGUGUCUGACCGUGACCUUGGGGCGGUGGGGGGAGUGGUCCGCGCGGUGCCACACGCAGGGGACCACGCAGGGGACAACAGGCAUGCAGAGGAGAAUGGAUUCUCAGGGUUCUUGGAAGAAGUUGCGGGGAAAAAAGAGGCAGCAAAUCUGAAGACAAAGGACCAGGGGUCCCCCCACAACGGUUUCCAUGGAAACGGAGCCCCGGACCAGGGACGUCUGGCUGAAAGGGAUUCGGGGGCCGGAGAAGCGCAGCACCCGGAUGCUAAUGGGUUCUGGGACGCGGUCCAAGCAGAAAAAGACCAGGAAAUUCAGAGUCAUUCCAUAGCUGUUGAGGUCCAGGAAGGCUCGAGGAGCGAGAGGAGCACCUUGCUUCCCGAGGACACGCGAAACGAGGGACCGCGGGACUCGGCACCGCAUUCCUUUGACGGGCGGGUCGGGGGCAGGGUGCUCCCCCUCCCCGGAAGUGGGAAGGCGCUCUUCUCCCAACCGUUCCAGGUGCGUGUGGAAACGGAGGACAAAGCGGUGGACACGUCGGAUCUGGACGUGCCGGAAGGUCCGGAGGGUGUCCACGGAGUGGACCUGGUCACCGCGGCUCUGCUCUUCUGCCUGGGAGACUCUCCUGGCGGGCGCGGCGGUGUCUCCGAGAGCAGCCGCGUCCCCAUCCUACGCGCGGACGCCGCUACGCAGACCUUCUCCUUCCCCUCGGCCAUCCUGGCCACGAGAACCAUGGUGGGCGACAUCGCCUCGGCGUCGGCCUGCGACCACGCCAACCCGCAGCUCAGCAACCCGAGCCCGUUCGGCACGCUGCGCCUCGACCUGGUCCUCGAGUGCGUCGCACGCUACCAGACCAAGCAGCGCUCCAUGUUCACGUUCGUGUGCGGGCAGCUCUUCCGCAGGGACGAGUUCUCGUCCCACUUCAAGAACGUCCACGGGGACAUCCACGCCGGGCUCAACGGUUGGAUGGAGCGCCGCUGCCCCCUCGCCUACUACGGCUGCACGUUCUCCCAGCGGAGGUUCUGCCCGUCCGUGCAGGGCUCCCGCGUCGUCCACGACCGCCACCUGCGCUCCUUCGGCGUGCGGCCCGGUCCGCCGCCCGCGGAGCAGAUCGCCGCCGGGCGACCCGGUUGCGACCGCCUGAGCGGCCUGCCCUUCGAGGUGCUCCAGCACGUCGCCGCCUUCCUGGACGGCUUCAGCCUGUGCCAGCUGUCGCGGGUCUCGCGCACCAUGAGGGACUUGUGCUCCAGCCUGCUGCAGACGCGCGGCAUGGUGGUGCUGCUCUGGGAGAAGAGGCGCGGCGCCCCCUGCUGGCGGAUAAAGAACAAGGUGUGGCGCUUCAGCACGGCCUUCGGCACCGUCCGCGAGUGGAAGUUCGCCGACAUCGCCAGCAUGGCCGACCACCUGAGGGAGUGCCGCUUCAACGCGGUGGAGCGCCGCCUGGAGGCCGUGCCGCUGCCCUGCAUGUGCUUCACCAGGGAGCUCACGAAAGACGGCCGCUCGCUGCGCUCCGUCCUCAAGCCCGUGGCGUGACGCCGUCGCGCUGCCCCUACAGGCGUAACACACGUGACCGUUGCGCUCCUUAAUCUAUCGGCGUGUAAAUAAACGACUUUAAAUUUAUUUUUAUACAUAACGGGUAACUUCUCUGUAGCAUCGGCGUGGAAGCAGAGCCUUAAUGGAGGGAGGGCGGUUGACUCGUGCGUCCUGCCCCGUCCCGCGCGACUCGUGUCAGUGUGACGUCAUUGUCCCCGGUGAGCUUCGUGACGAAAGUGACGCUCCGGGAACAGCGUGUUCCUUCCUUCUGAUGGACUGAGCAAUAGGAACGUAUUUGUGCGCACUUCUGGGUUUUUUUUUUUUCUUUUUUUAAUUUUAUUUUAUAUUCUUCUCAUAUCACAUCAUCUCUAGUCCAGCUUCAUGGACCUUUUCGAGUUUGUAGGUCUCACACACACACACACACACACAGGCGUCCAGAUUUCAGCAGGAAAUCUGCCUGCGGCCGCCGAUUCUAUCGCUCUUUUUUUUUUUUUUCUUUCCCGGUUGCAUCAGGUUUAUUUACCGCGAGCAAUAAAUAAAUGUUUGAGUGUAUUGAUCACUGGCACUUUACUCCGGAAUGGACCAGUUUGAAUUUUGCUCUAUUUCAUAUAUAUUUCACGCGCGCGACACUAAUGUUAAACUGCUAUUCUGUAGAGACUCUGCGGCUCCACGCGACGCUGCUUCCUGCAGGAAACACGUGAGAAACACUUAAUUGAAAUGGGUUCCGAUAUUAAUUGUCCUCCCGGUGGUGGAGGGCGGGGGGGGGUGGUGUCCCUUCGCUCCGUGUGCCUUCUUUUCUCCACGCGACGGCACGCGCUGGGUUCGCGCUGCUCGAACGUGACGCCUCCAGCGCGGCCCCGCGUGGGACGGGACGGUCGGGAGGGUCACGUGACCGCCGUCCAUUGAGGGGACCGCCCCCCCUCCUACGGACACAGCCCUGGUCUGUCCUCCACGCGUGAAGUGGUGUUUAAUAAAAGUGGAAGAUGACACGGUGUGUCGUGCACGCGCCCCUCAUUGUCCCUUGUCCAGUCUCGUCGUGUCACGUGUCUCUCUCUCUCUCACACACACACACACACACACAACUGGUGAUGAAC